Messenger RNA from Ichthyophthirius multifiliis, 528 nucleotides. RefSeq lists its product as hypothetical. The record is from RefSeq and is a predicted model, not a curated record. The transcript has 2 exons. NCBI's taxonomy places the organism in Eukaryota, Ciliophora, Oligohymenophorea, Hymenostomatida.
AUGUUAGAAAUGAUGCAAUAUCAGUAGCUAGUCUAUGGGAAAACUUUUAAAUUAAUAAAAUUAAUAAAGAACUUUUAAGUGAACUUAAUGAAGACGAGAAACAAUAUUUAAAUAUCGAAUAAUUAAAUUAUGAACAAGCCUAAUAAUUAUAAAAAAGAAUAAAAUAAUAUGAAUGGAAUUUUGGAUAUUUACCGGCAAAUAAAAAUGCAAAUAAGCAAAGAAAAAUAGUCGUCACAAUUUAAAAUGUUGGUGGUACUGAUAUAGAAUAUAAUUUUAAAUUACCGUCAGACAAUUAAAUAUAAGUAGAACCAUGGGCAGAUCCUGGUGAACCUGAUGAAUUUGAAGCCUUUGAGAAAACAAUUGUUGAGAGAUAGAUAUUUUAAAUAAGACCUAGAAACGGUAUAUUAAAAAAAGGUGAACUUAAGGAUAUUGAGCUUAUUUAUAAUCCAAGUAAUGGCGAAGAAUAAGAUUUUUAUUUAAAAACUAAAUAUAAACAGAAUAAUUUACAUGGAUAAAAACAUUUUUUGA